Molecule: messenger RNA, 1968 nt
Organism: Trypanosoma cruzi
Lineage: Eukaryota; Euglenozoa; Kinetoplastea; Trypanosomatida; Trypanosomatidae
Exons: 1
Coding region: 1-1968 (655 amino acids)
Source: RefSeq, a predicted model, not a curated record
AUGCCCAUGGUGUGCAUGUUGGGUGGUGCCAACCUUUUUCUUGUUAUUAUUUUAUUUAGUUUUUUUUUCUCUUUUUCGGCGGUGGUGGCGGGGAAUUCUGCUGGUCACGGGGAAUUUGAGUUUGAGUUGGGGUCGCUACCGAGCACACAGGAGGGGUCGUUCCAGUGUGGGCUGCAGAAACAGUGGUUUGUACUGAACGAAAAAAAUCGACCUUUUUUUAUGGUUACUGAGGGAGAAAUCGAAGUGCAGGUGCUCUCUACCCACUACGAUGUGAACAGUUAUAGGACAUACGUUAAAAAGCUUAUAUCAGGGACGGAUCCAGGAGUUAUCUCUCCAUUCAGCGUAUGUUUGUUAACGACACAGCCUCGACUGUACCGUGAAAGUCAACUGGGUAUAUUUCAUGGAAAAGAGGCAACGAUAAAUUAUUCCAGUCAAGAUUUAACACAUUUUGUGGAUAGAACUUAUAUGGCAUUGGAGACGGUAUUGGUGUUAAAAUUUUUUGAGUAUCGUAAUUGGCAGAAUUUGUUGAAUGAAAUGGAAGCGAUGUCCAGUUACCCCGGUCCAAAGAAAGAGGAAAAAUCCACGGGAAAGCCAAGCGUCGAUUGGGAUUCACCAAGUGGGGUUGAAGGAGGAAUAUGCAGUUUCCCAGCUCUCUUCACUAUUCACAUUGACAGUUUUGGUGCAUACCAAGCUUCCAAUGGCAUUCGGCAGCUGCAAACCCGCUCCCACGUCAUUGCUGUACUCGCGCAGUGUAGCCAUAUACCUAUGAAGGUGAAUAUUCAGGUUCGCAUGUCAAAUGCAGAUGGAAAAGGAAGCUCGGAGUACAUUUCUACAGAGAAAAUCUACCUAUUUUACUUGGUAGCAUACAUUGUAUUAUUUGGAAUUUUGUUAUUUCUCAUUUUACCAUGUGGAUCUUUGUCUCAAAAACAUUCCGAGACCACAUCUUUAGAACGCCUCAGCGAAAGCAGCGGAGGUGUUGAUCACACAAAUUCUUCAACUGAGUUUGGUGGCUCUAGGCGUGGCAAUAUCAAUGAGGCGGAGAGAGGAAAAGCGAGACCCUCAACAAAUGGACAAAAUGAAAGACGUGGGUUGAAUUUGACGUCAUUAGAAAAUGUUUGGGAGACAACACCAGAAGCCGAGAAUGCAAAUUCAGCGGCCACGAACUCAGACUCCAGGCGAAGAUGCUCCACAGCAUGCUGCGACGCUUUUCGGAGCAAAAUACGAAAUAUUUGCAGUCAAUACUUGUUGAUUUUAUAUCCGCCAUUGCAAUGGCUUGUCCUGACAUGUCUCAUUUUACGAGGAGGUGUUUGUCUACUGCGUUUAAUACAGUAUCGUAUACUUUCAGGCUCCUCAGUGGCAAAACCAAACGGUAGCAUUGAUAUUCUUUCUAUUUUGCUAUCUGUGUGUACCCGUACGGCAGUAUUUGUGAUGCAACAGCUUGUAUGCAUCGGUUGGGGUUGUGCAUACGAGCGACCGCCGACGAUAAAGAUUGUGACGGUUUCAUUGGUAUCCAUUACUACCUUCUUUGCCUAUGUAUUUCAAGGCACCUGUGAUGAGGACAGUAUUCCAACAAAGUUUACUGCUUCUGAUGGACACAGACAAUUCACGACCGCUCGAUGUGUGAAGAUUCAGACGAUUGCUAUAGCCUGUGAAAUGUUGGGUUGGCUGAUAAAUCUUUUUCAGCUUACAACAGUUAUGGCAACCAUUGGCCGUGCUGCUGCAACAGGGUCAAAACAAGGAAGGCUCACCACAUCAGAGAGCCAGACAUCACUUUAUCUGCGUUACCGUGGAAUGUGUGUACCUUAUGCGUUGGGUAUUAUUGUGCCGCAAAUACUUUUUGUUGCCUUCUCCAACACCCUCAUGCGUGUGGAGGACUAUUACGUUGAGGUGGCACUUAAUGAAUUCUCGCAGUGGUACGCACUGGCCUUUGUCUUGCUAUUCUUACGAAAGGAGCCUUUGUACAUUUGA